Molecule: messenger RNA, 7665 nt
Organism: Phycodurus eques (leafy seadragon)
Lineage: Eukaryota; Metazoa; Chordata; Actinopteri; Syngnathiformes; Syngnathidae
Gene: arhgap32b
Product: Rho GTPase activating protein 32b
Exons: 26
Coding region: 428-6337 (1969 amino acids)
Biological process (GO): small GTPase-mediated signal transduction
Cellular component (GO): cell cortex; actin cytoskeleton; nucleoplasm
Molecular function (GO): GTPase activator activity; phosphatidylinositol binding; protein binding
Source: RefSeq, a predicted model, not a curated record
UUGACUUGCACAUGGAGGGAGCAACCGGACUCGUGAAAACAGCCGGUUAAACGAAACCCACUAUCGCACAGUCAAGAUAUCGGAUUCAAAAGAAGUGUACAGUUUUUUUCCCCCCCACACACGGAAAUUUGACUGGCAACUGGCCGGAAAGAAAAAUGGUCUCAAGAGACGUUCUGUCGUCGGCUUUCGGACUCGAGCUGGGAUGUGGACAGAAGCGGUGAAACGGGAAGGAGCGGACGCGGGCAGCGAAAGCUAAAGUCGUCUCGUCAGCCGGCGGUGGUCGGCAAACGCCGCGACGACCGAGCUGCUAAACUAAACCGAGGCUGCACAGCUCUCUCUCUCUCUCUCUCUCUCUCUCUCUCUCUCGCUCUUUCUCGCUCUCUUUCGACAUCUCUUGGCAGGCUACACAUUGCAGUGAGUCAGUAUCAUGGAGGCAGGCAGCGGUGCUGCCGCAGCGGUGGGGAGUGCAGCGCUCGGAGUGCUGGGAGCCACAGCCACAUCCAGCCUUGACAUCUUGGACAGGAGCCCAAGACUUGGACUCCAUCUGGAGGACGACGACGUUGUGACUGAACUGGCUCACAUUCAUCCUAGAGAGAGACCUGACUGGGAAGAGACAAUUAGUGCCAUGGCAAGAAGUGCCGAGAUCCCCGAGCUGCGGACUGAGACCCUCAUGCGCUCAUCCAGCAGCAGCACAGCAAGCAUGAAGGUCAAGAAUGUUAAAAAACUUUGCUUUACCAAGGGCCACUUUCCCAAACUGGCAGAAUGUGCUCAUUUCCACUAUGAAAACGUGGACUUUGGCACAAUACAGUUGUCUCUCGGCGAUGAACAGAGCGAAGUGACGCGGAACGGCCAAGAGUCCAAGGAGCUUGUAUACUUGGUUCAUAUUUACUGCCAGGGUCGAAGUUGGAUUGUAAAGCGUAGCUAUGAGGAUUUCCGUGUCCUGGACAAGCACCUGCACCUGUGCAUAUAUGACCGCCGUUUCUCUCAGCUGCCUGAGCUGCCGAGACUUGACAGUUUGACUGAUCAACCAGAGUCUGUUUCCCAAAUGUUGUUGGGUUACCUCUCCCGGCUUUCGGCCAUCGCUGACAACAAGAUCAACUGUGGGCCUGCCCUCACGUGGAUGGAGGUUGACAAUAAGGGAAAUCAUCUUUUGGUACAUGAAGACUCAUCCAUCAAUGUUCCAGCAAUUGCAGCUGCCCACGUCAUCAAGCGCUACAUUGCACAGGCUUCAGACGAGCUGUCCUUUGAGGUUGGUGACAUUGUGUCAGUGAUUGACAUGCCUCCUAAAGAAGACACCACAUGGUGGAGGGGGAAACACGGCUUUCAGGUUGGCUACUUUCCCAGUGAGUGUGUGGAGCUCAUAAAUGACAAAGUGCCACAGUCCAUGACCAACUCUGUGCCGAAGCCAGCGUCCCCGUGCUCUGGCCUGCCGCCUGCCUCAUGGAGUCUCUUCCCUCCCUGUGCGUAUUUGGAGAUGGAGAGUGUAAUACAGGACAAUGCAUGGGUGGCCGACCCGCUUAACCACUACAGCCUAAGUUCAGUGUCUAAGAAGCAUGGCAAGCUGAUCACCUUCUUGCGCUCCUUCAUGAAGUCCAGGCCCACCAAGCAGAAGCUGAAGCAGAGAGGCAUCCUCCGGGAGAGGGUGUUUGGCUGCGACCUGGGGGAGCACCUCCUCAACUCUGGACAUGAUGUUCCCCAGGUCCUCAAAAGCUGCACCGAGUUCAUCGAGAAGCACGGUGUGGUGGAUGGCAUCUACCGCCUCUCUGGAAUCGCUUCCAAUAUUCAGAAAUUGCGGCAUGAGUUUGACUCUGAGCAAAUCCCCGACCUGACCAAAGAUGUUUACGUACAGGACAUCCACUGCGUUGGCUCGCUGUGCAAGCUCUACUUCAGAGAACUGCCCAACCCCCUGCUCACCUACCAGCUCUAUGAAAAAUUUUCUGAGGCCGUAUCGGCAGCAACCGACGAAGAACGACUUAUUAAAAUCCAUGACGUCAUCCAGCAACUUCCUCCUCCACAUUACAGAACGCUAGAGUUCCUCAUGAGACACCUUUCCCGCCUGGCGGCAUUCAGCUACAUCACCAACAUGCACAGUAAGAACUUGGCCAUUGUCUGGGCCCCCAACCUGCUGAGAUCAAAACAGAUUGAAUCUGCAUGCUUCAGUGGCACAGCAGCCUUCAUGGAAGUCAGAAUCCAGUCGGUUGUCGUUGAGUUCAUUCUCAACCAUGUGGAUGUUCUCUUCAGCACCAAACUUAGCUCACUAAUUCGCGAGGGAGCAGGUCAUAACACAUUGUCACGGCCAAAGUCCCUGCUGAUUUCAUCACCCUCUACCAAACUUCUAAGUUUGGAGGAGGCUCAGGCGAGAACUCAGGCUCAGAUCAACUCCCCAGUCACUGAAGAUAGCAAGUACAUUGAGGUUGGUGAAGGUCCUGCUGCCCUGCAGGGCAAGUUCCACACUGUCAUCGAGUUUCCCACUGAAAGGAAGAGGCCUCCAGUUAAAUCAAAGAAGUCUCCUGUGGGUAGUUGGCGUUCUUUCUUCAACCUGGGCAAGUCUUCCUCAAUGUCCAAGCGCAAGUUGCAACGCAACCCGAGUGAGCCCAAUGAACUUAAGGCCAUGGCUCUUGCUGGAGGUCGGGGAGAUACAGCUACAUUAAGAUCUGCUAAAAGUGAAGAGUCACUGAGUUCUCUUCAUAAUGUUGAAGGAGAGUCCAAGGUGUACCGUCCACGGAGGCCACGAUCAAGCAGCGAUGCCCUUUCGGCCUCAUUUAAUGGUGAGUUGUUGGAGGGUCGACAGCAGCGCAACUGCUACGACAAGCUGGGUGCCACAGAGGACAGCGACGGAGAUGACGGGCCCAUCUGUGUACCCGCUCUCAUCUCGCCUCCACGCUCAGCCGGUGAAGACGUGGACCUCAGCCCACCAGACAUCGGCAUGGCCUCCUUGGACUUUGACCCGAUGUCUUUCCAGUGCAGCCUCCCUGAUGCAGCCUACGCAUUUCCCCUGGUUGAUUCGCAUGCUGGAGCGGAAGGCUUGACAUUAAAGAGGAGCCCCGGCAGCCUCUGGGGAAAGAGCAAUGGCUCUGACCUCAUCUCUUCCUCCUUACUUGACAACUUGACAUCAUCCUUGUUGUCCUCGGACUUUAACCUGGCUGCAGGAGAGAAAGUGGAAAGCCAGAAACUUACCACUUCCUAUUCUUACACUGAUAAACCUACACAAGCUGUGUCACCCAUUAGAAGUGUAAAAACUGCUACUUCUGCCUCUUCAGAGCUAUUUUCUGUAGAGAUGCAUGAUCGGACUAUCAGUGAAGAGGUGGGUCCUCCUGACCCUUUAUCUCCCCCCAGUGCACCAAAGGACUCUCCUCUUUCUGGAAAAGCUGAGCCAUCGCUAAGUGAAGCUUUCCAAAUGGAGCUGCACUCAAAGCUGGCGAGCCUUGACAGCGUGGAUUGUGAGGAGCUAAAGCGAGAGGACAGUGUUCAACAGCUGUCACACGGAAGCCAGGAGCCUCAAAGAGGAAGAGUUCCGGAUUCAAAGGAUCUCACCAAACAUUCCCUCAGCGCUUCUGCAACCACUUCCACUGCUCCUCCCCAUCCUCCUAAAGAUGCUGCCUGCAUGUUGGCCCUGGUUCUUGCUGAGUCAGCACAGCAAGUCUCCACGCAGUCCCAGCCUUGGUCCUGCGAGCCCCUGACACCAUUGUCCCCUGUGCAGCCACAUUUUUCUGACGGGCGGGCCUCAUCGGGUGCACAUUUCCAGACUUCCGAUGAAGAGGGAGCUGUACGAGGAACUUCUGCGUCACAAAAUAGCACUGUCUCUGUCGUUACCUCCAUCCCGUGUUUUCCCUAUUCUUCAAGCCCGUUGAAAGAACAGCAGGUGCUUGAGUUAACCAACAUGAAAACCAGGCCGCCAGACAGUGCCAAGGCCACAACAACUCUGUCAGGAAAACCACCAGAAAAUGACUCUAUACCUUCAGAUACGCUUCAUAAAGAGGUCACCCCGCAGCCUAAAAGUACAGCCAACCUGAAUUCUCUAACCAGGAGUCCAGAAAGGCAGUCCUUUGUUGUACAUGACUCAGUCAGUACCAGCAUUACCAGUACCAAACCAGUGGCCACUAGUGCACUGACCUUUGAGAGCAGUGGAGCCCUUUCCGGUGUCAGUGGCAAAGACACCACAAGCUCUCGACAACGUCCUGCUGAGGUGAGGCCAAAGGAAGACGCAAAGCCCAUAAGUGUUCCAAAAUCAUCAUCAUCAGAGCAGCAGCCUCCAGCAGCUCCAAAGGCAAAAAAGCCAGUGUUGUCACAACCCCAACAUCAAACACAAACUCAGCGGCAGUGCCAAGUUCAGAUGCAGCACCGGUCCCACACACAAAUUCAACCCCAAACUCAGCCGCUAUCGAAGGCCAGUUCAAUAGUGGCACCAACCUCCUCUGAGCAUGUUGAUAAGCCAUGGGAGGCCAUAAAUCCAGCGCAGCCUAGCACAGAGUUUUCUAAGAAUGACCCAAAUGGAUCCACACCGCCAACCCCUCCAGUCCGUACUAUGGAGAGCAAACUGGCCACAGCUGCACUCAGUCAGGGGGAAGCUACUUACCAUAGUUUAGGUGAGAAUUCUGCAGCUGGCCAUCUGGAAGAUGCCCAUCCUCACCAUCCCCUUUCGCCUCGUAAAUCUUGCACACAUCUCUACCAUGCUAAAGGGUCAGCAGUCCUCGUUGAGCCCUCAGGAGUUGGAUACUACCACCAGAGGCCCGUUUCAAUGGGUCCACAGCCCAUGCCACACCACUACAGACCAAACACUGUCCCCUCACACCUCUCGUAUGUGUCAAAGUCCGAACCUCAAAUACCUUACAGUGCCCGGGUAGACAAUAGGUACAGCACUUUAGGCCCUAGGUCCUACCACCACUCUAUAAAGGCUAGAGAAAACACCCGGAGUGUUUACGGGGCUUCGGGACAUCAAGGUUAUAGCCAUGACCGAAACCAUGGUUAUCCCACUAUUCGCAGAGUACACUCGCUCCAUGUUCCCCCCACUAUCCACACAGUACCCAUCCAAAGGACUGAAGUUCCUCCGGACGACAUAUUCUAUCACCAUCGACCUGUGUAUCAGUGCAAACCCUACCAGCAGCCCCCGCAGCAAUCUUCACAAGCCGACUAUCACGUCACUCAACUGCAGCCUUACUUUGAGAAUGGACGAGUCCAGUACCGCUACAGUCCAUACUCUGGUUCUGUCCCUCUGGAGGCUCCUUGUUAUGAUAUUGACCCUUAUGGCACCAUCCGUGUCCGCCAUGUCCAUUCAGCCAGUAGAGAUUCAGGGACCAUUGUUUGCAGACCCGGUGGAAAGGCUACAGGGUACCACUACCUCGCUCGCAAUGUUCUCCCACCUGGAAAGGAGCACAGCUUUGUGAGUAGGGACAUGCCACCGAGUCAUGGCGCCAAGGAAAUUCUUUCUUACCUCUCUUGGGAUCCCGAGGAGUCAGAAUGUCUGCGCAUGCAGUCUAUUCGUAGAGAGAGUAGGGCCAGACAGAAGAUUAAAGGUCCAGUUCUCUCACAAUAUGACAAUGUAGGCUCAUUCACACCAGUUGAUAUAGCUGGGUAUGACACCCUGCACUCGCGCAGUAAAUCUGAUCCAGGUAAGUCUCUGCCGGGUGCAACUGAGAACAAAGAUAGUCUCUAUCUCCCCAGACACAUGGUCUCAGACCCCAAUGUCCUCAUAUGUAUGGAGACUGAGAAGAAUGUCCAGGGUGGUUCAAUGGGAGACAAGUUGGACGGGCUGGCGAAGCAAAGCAGCUCCAAGAAAUGCCAAUCAUCUCAUUCCAUUCCUGCGAAGCUGAGCAGUCAACACGAAGCUCAGCAUGAGACUUCAAGUGAAAAGCUUGGCGAAAGCACCAGCCAGUCCAAACACUGGCAGCCAGAGAACCUGAACAAGAGGAGCUUCCAGACACGGCAUGAGUGCCCUGAUGCUGACCACCACCACGGUAAAGGUAAAACACCAAGCACCUAUCACGAUCCAGAAGAUCAGCCAUCCGCUCCAAAGGAACAGCUCGCCCACUGCAAACCUGAACGAUCACACAGCUUGCGUGAGCAGCAUCUCUACAACCACAGCAAAGCUGAACUGGAUGGAGACUACUCGUAUAACAAAUACGGAACCAAACCAGUGCAGUCCCACUACGACAACUUGGACGAUUACCACCCAGUACCUCAGCCCCAGUACAUUCAAAAACGCAGUGGCUGUAAUUCCUAUCCAGCCCCGGGAUUUGCGCACAACAACGGAGCAUAUUCCACAGCAUUAGGCCAGGGAGCCUUUCUCCAGACUGACCUCGGUAUCCAGAGGGCAGAAACAGAGAUAUGUACGGAAUGAAAUCUCCGCACCGGGGGAAUUGUGAAAUUUCCUUUAGAAGAAAGACUAUGAGCUAUGGUUGAUCAGCCUCUGCAGGACAGUGGACUGUUGUACCACCAAUAUUUUUGCUCUUCUGUAUUUUUAAAGAAUUGUCAAGGAAAAUGUAAGACUUUUUACCGAAAGUCCUGAAUGUACCCAAAGUUUUUGUUCAAGAGCUCAUUUUUGCUGUGAUUGAGUGGGACGCUAGUCGUAAAUGAUAAGAAAGAUGUAAGGUACUUUAAAUAGGAACCAGAAAAUGUCUAAUAUGAUACAGUAUACAUUGUCAUAUAUAUAUAUAUAUAUAUAUAUAUAUAUAUAUAUAUAUAGUAAAAGGGAUGUAUUUUUUUAGACGUGGCCAUUGGGUUUGGGCAUAAACGGGGAUAAGGUUUGCAUUUUAGAAAUGCAUGCACUCUCUUACAGAACAGUUCUGUAUACUUCACUGUUCAUUACGUUCUUUCUAAAUAUUGCGGCACAAGUAAUGGGGGAAGAUUGAUGUUUGCAUCAUCAUAUCAUCCCUCUACCAAUAUGCACACAGGUAGGCAGUACACUGUCCAUGUUUGUCUUUUGAGAAUCCAACCGUGUGAGUUUGACAAUAAUCUAUUUAGGAGUUGCUGUCUGUUCAAAUAGUGGAUGUCAUUGUCUUUUAUGUUCUUUGUGACUGUGCCAUUUUAUAUUCAUUCGCUAAAACACAUUUGAGUUACGUCUAAUGGAAUGUUUUGGUACUUCAUUAAAAGGGGGACCAAGAAUGUCGGCGUGGUGCUUGCAUAUACUGGAGUUAAAAGUUAAAAUACAGACGCUAAUUUUAGCUGCAGAUAUGAAAGACAUUUUUAUUUAGAUUUUUAUUUUCCCAUUACGUUUCCAUAUUUGUGAGACCUGAUCUGUCAUGAUUAAUAAAAGCUGAAAUUAUUUUCUUCUAAAACAACAAACAUGUUGAUCCUGCUUUGUAGAAAAACAACUUUUCUUGGAUCUAAAAUUGUGUUUUACGGGUAAUGUAAAUCUUGCCCAUAUUAUGCAAAUGAUUUGUGUAGUUAAUAAUUGAAAUGUGUAUUUCAGGCUGAAAACUGAUGUGUGGUACACACAUUUUGUACUGCAUAGUGGAGUUUCAAUGAUAUUAAAAACAAUUGUAUUGUAUUCUAUAACUGUUUGACCCAGUGUAUCGCUUGCAGAUGUUGCUCUUCCUGCCUUACCUAAAGCCUCUUCCUUUUCAGUUGAGGCAGAGAUAAGGCACCGUGUACUUCAAUGUUAAAAUCUUAUCUCUAACUAAUGGGUGCUUAAAAGUUAGAUAUAAAAUCAAUAAAACUGUUCAGGAC